This is a messenger RNA of Peronospora matthiolae, 531 nucleotides long. NCBI's taxonomy places the organism in Eukaryota, Oomycota, Peronosporomycetes, Peronosporales, Peronosporaceae. The record is from the annotation of a GenBank genome assembly.
AUGACGUCGCAUGCUUCUGAUACAGAGCGUGGCCGUGACGACGUCGUGGAGGUUGGCUAUGAGCCACUAGACAGUCAGCGAAUCGUGGACCUCGUAACAGACGCCCGAGCGGGUGCGAUCUCGACGUUCGUUGGUACUACGCGGAACAACUUCCAAGGCAAAAAAGUGGUGCGACUCGAGUACGAGGGCUACGCGCCCAUGGCCAUGUCGGAGCUGCACAAGAUCUGCGGCGCUAUCCGCGGCAAGUGGCCAGACGUUGUGCGUGUGGCGCUGUGCCAUCGGCUUGGAGUUGUCAACGUGACUGAGGCCAGUGUUAUUGUCGCAGUGAGCUCACCGCAUCGACGGGAGGCGCUGGAAGCUUGUGCGUUUGCCAUUGAUCGACUUAAAGCCACAGUACCCAUUUGGAAAUGCGAACAGUAUGAAGGCGACGAGCGUAUGUGGAAGGAGAAUCUCGAGUGGAGGGAUGGGGCUGCUGUGCGUGCGUCGUGUUGUAGCAAGAAACAAGCCAUGGUGCCAGCGGAGAAGACGUGA